Molecule: messenger RNA, 6630 nt
Organism: Condylura cristata (star-nosed mole)
Lineage: Eukaryota; Metazoa; Chordata; Mammalia; Eulipotyphla; Talpidae
Gene: NFAT5
Product: nuclear factor of activated T-cells 5, tonicity-responsive
Exons: 15
Coding region: 1-4659 (1552 amino acids)
Biological process (GO): cytokine production; calcineurin-NFAT signaling cascade; regulation of transcription by RNA polymerase II
Cellular component (GO): transcription regulator complex
Molecular function (GO): DNA-binding transcription factor activity, RNA polymerase II-specific; RNA polymerase II cis-regulatory region sequence-specific DNA binding; transcription factor binding
Source: RefSeq, a predicted model, not a curated record
AUGCCCUCGGACUUCAUCUCUUUGCUCAGCGCGGACCUAGACCUGGAAUCGCCCAAGUCGCUGUACUCGCGAGAUUCUCUGAAGUUACACCCAUCACAGAAUUUUCAUAGAGUUGGACUAUUGGAAGAAUCUGUCUAUGAUCUUCUCCCAAAGGAGUUACAGUUACCUCCAUCUAGAGAAACAUCUGUAGCAUCAAUGAGUCAGACAAGUGGUGGUGAGGCAGGCUCGCCUCCUCCAGCUGUAGUUGCUGCUGAUGCUUCUUCAGCUCCCUCCUCUUCCUCCAUGGGCGGUGCUUGCAGCUCCUUUACCACCUCUUCCAGCCCUACCAUUUAUUCUACCUCAGUCACCGACAGCAAGGCUAUGCAAGUGGAGAGCUGCUCCUCAGCCUUGGGGGUAAGUAACAGAGGGGUAAGUGAAAAGCAGUUAACCAGUAACACAGUUCAGCAGCAUCCAUCAACACCGAAGAGGCACACAGUCUUGUACAUCUCACCACCACCUGAGGACUUGCUGGAUAACAGUCGGAUGUCCUGCCAGGAUGAGGGGUGUGGAUUGGAAUCUGAGCAGAGCUGCAGUAUGUGGAUGGAGGAUUCCCCCUCCAACUUCAGUAACAUGAGCACCAGUUCCUACAAUGAUAACACUGAGGUACCUCGUAAAUCACGAAAACGAAAUCCAAAGCAGAGGCCGGGGGUCAAACGACGAGAUUGUGAAGAAUCUAAUAUGGAUAUAUUUGAUGCCGACAGUGCCAAAGCACCUCACUAUGUGCUUUCUCAGCUUACCACGGACAACAAAGGCAACUCAAAAGCAGGAAAUGGAACUUUGGAAAACCAAAAAGGAACUGGAGUAAAGAAGAGCCCUAUGUUGUGUGGACAGUAUCCUGUUAAAAGUGAGGGGAAGGAACUGAAGAUAGUUGUACAGCCUGAGACCCAGCACCGAGCUCGGUACUUGACUGAGGGUAGCCGUGGCUCAGUAAAGGAUAGAACACAGCAAGGCUUUCCUACAGUAAAGCUGGAAGGUCAUAAUGAGCCAGUAGUGUUGCAAGUGUUUGUGGGCAAUGAUUCUGGUCGAGUGAAGCCACAUGGAUUUUAUCAAGCCUGCAGAGUAACUGGGCGAAAUACAACUCCCUGCAAAGAAGUAGACAUUGAAGGCACUACUGUUAUAGAAGUUGGCCUUGAUCCGAGCAACAACAUGACACUGGCGGUGGAUUGUGUAGGGAUAUUAAAGUUGAGGAAUGCUGAUGUUGAAGCCAGAAUAGGAAUUGCUGGUUCCAAGAAGAAAAGCACUCGCGCCAGAUUGGUUUUUCGAGUUAAUAUCACAAGGAAAGAUGGAUCCACUUUGACGCUGCAAACGCCCUCUUCUCCAAUUUUGUGUACUCAGCCAGCAGGAGUGCCAGAAAUCUUAAAGAAGAGCUUACAUAGCUGUUCAGUGAAAGGAGAGGAAGAAGUAUUUUUAAUUGGCAAGAACUUUCUGAAAGGAACUAAAGUUAUUUUCCAAGAAAAUGUUUCUGAUGAAAACUCUUGGAAGUCAGAAGCUGAAAUCGACAUGGAGUUAUUUCAUCAGAAUCAUCUUAUUGUGAAGGUUCCUCCAUAUCAUGACCAGCAUAUAACUUUGCCUGUGUCAGUGGGAAUAUACGUAGUGACCAAUGCUGGAAGAUCUCAUGAUGUUCAGUCAUUCACUUACACUCCAGACCCAGCAGCAGCUGGUGCUUUGAAUAUAAAUGUGAAGAAGGAGAUAUCUAGUCCAGCAAGACCUUGCUCUUUUGAGGAGGCCAUGAAAGCAAUGAAAACUACUGGAUGUAACUUAGAUAAGGUUAAUAUUCUUCCUAAUGCUCUGAUUACGCCACUCAUAUCAAGCAGUAUGAUUAAGAGUGAAGAUGUUACUCCAAUGGAAGUAACAGCAGAAAAAAGAUCUUCUCCCAUUUUUAAGAGUACAAAAACAGUUGGAUCAACUCAACAAACAUUAGAAAAUAUUUCAAGUAUAGCAGGAAAUGGAUCUUUUUCAUCAUCAUCAUCUUCAUCUUCCCACUUACCUUCUGAAAAUGAAAAGCAGCAGCAGAUACAGCCCAAGCCAUACAACCCAGAGACCCUGACAACUAUUCAAACACAGGACAUUUCACAGCCUGGCAGCUUUCCAGCAGUAUCUGCUUCUAAUCAGCUACCUAACAGUGAUGCAUUACUACAGCAGGCUACACCGUUUCAGACAAGAGAAACUCAAUCUAGAGAGGUAUUACAGUCAGAUGGCACAGUGGUCAACUUGUCACACCUGGCUGAGGCGUCACAGCAACAGCAGCAGUCACCACUACAGGAACAAGCACAGACUUUACAGCAACAAAUUUCGUCAAAUAUUUUCCCACCACCAAAUAGCGUCAGUCAGCUACAGAAUACAAUUCAGCAGUUGCAGGCAGGAAAUUUUACAGGUAGUACUGCUAGUGGCAGCAGUGGUAAUGUUGACUUGGUCCAACAAGUUUUAGAGGCACAGCAGCAAUUAUCAUCAGUGUUGUUUUCUGCUCCAGAUGGUAACGAAAAUGUCCAAGAACAGCUCAGUGCAGACAUCUUUCAACAAGUCAGUCAAAUUCAAAAUAGCGUAAGCCCUGGAAUGUUUUCCUCAACAGAGCCAACAGUCCAUACAAGACCAGAUAAUUUAAUAGCUGGAAGAGCUGAAAGUGUUCACCCACAGACUGAAAACACAUUAUCUAAUCAGCAACAGCAACAACAGCAACAGCAAGUAAUGGAAUCAUCAGCUGCAAUGGUGAUGGAAAUGCAACAGAGUAUCUGCCAGGCAGCUGCUCAGAUUCAGUCAGAGUUGUUCCCUUCAAGUGCUUCUGCAAAUGGAAACCUUCAGCAGUCUCCAGUUUACCAACAGACCACUCAUAUAAUGAGUGCAUUACCUACCAGUGAGGAUAUGCAAAUGCAGUGUGAAUUGUUUUCUUCUCCUCCUGCAGUUUCUGGCAAUGAAACUGCUACAACUACCACACAGCAGGUUGCAACCCCUGGCACUACCAUGUUUCAAACAUCAAGUUCAGGAGAUGGAGAGGAAACUGGAGCACAAGCAAAACAGAUUCAAAACAGUGUCUUUCAGACCAUGGUCCAAAUGCAACAUAGUGGGGACAAUCAACCUCAAGUUAACCUUUUUUCAUCAACAAAAAAUAUGAUGAGUGUUCCGAAUAGUGGUACCCAGCAACAAGGUAAUGGUUUAUUCCAGCAAGGUAAUGAGAUAAUGUCACUCCAAUCUGGGAAUUUUUUGCAGCAGUCUUCUCAUUCACAGGCACAACUUUUUCAUCCUCAGAAUCCUAUUGCUGAUGCUCAGAACCUUUCCCAGGAAACUCCAGGUUCUAUUUUUCAUAGUCCAAGUCCUAUUGUCCACAGCCAGACUUCUACAACCUCCUCUGAACAAAUGCAGACUCCAAUGUUUCAUUCUCAAAGUACCAUGGCUGUAUUACAGAGCUCUUCUGUGUCUCAGGAGCAGCAGUCAGCCAACAUAUUUCUUUCCCAGAGUCCAAUAAAUAAUCUUCAGACUAACACAGUAACCCAAGAAGAACAGAUUUCAUUUUUUACAGCUCAGAACUCAAUUUCUCCACUUCAGUCAACUUCAAACACUGAGCAGCAAGCUGCUUUCCAGCAACAAGCUCCAAUACCACACAUGCAGAACCCUAUGCUUUCCCAAGAACAGGCACAAUCCUCCCAACAAGGUCUAUUUCAGCCUCAAGUAUCCCUGGGCUCCCUUCCUCCUAAUCCUAUGCCUCAGAACCAACAAGGAUCAAUCUUCCAGUCACAGCACCCAAUAGUUGCCAUCCAGAAUAACUCUCCUUCUCAGGAGCAACAGCAGCAACAGCAGCAGCAGCAGCAGCAGCAGCAACAGCAGCAGAGCAUUUUAUUCAGUAACCAAAAUACCAUGGCUACAAUGGCAUCUCAGAAGCAACCACCACCAAACAUGAUAUUCAACCCAAGUCAGAAUCCAAUGGCUAAUCAGGAGCAACAGAACCAAUCCAUUUUUCACCAACAAAAUAAUAUGGCCCAAAUGAAUCAAGAGCAGCAGCCCAUGCAGUUUCAGAACCAGCCCACAGUUUCCUCACUUCAGAACCCAGGUCCUACCCAGUCUGAAUCAUCACAGACUUCCUUGUUCCAUAGCUCUCCUCAGAUUCAGUUGGUUCAAGGGUCACCCAGUUCUCAAGAACAGCAAGUAACACUCUUCCUCUCUCCAGCAUCCAUGUCUGCACUGCAGACCAGUAUAAACCAACAAGACAUGCAACAGUCUCCUCUUUAUUCCCCUCAGAACAACAUGCCUGGAAUCCAGGGAGCCACCUCUUCACCUCAGCCACAGGCUACUUUAUUUCAUAACACUACAGGAGGUACAAUGAACCAACUACAGAAUUCUCCAGGCUCAUCUCAGCAGACAUCAGGAAUGUUCUUAUUUGGAAUUCAGAAUAACUGUAGUCAGCUUUUAUCUUCUGGACCAGCAACAUUGCCAGAUCAGUUGAUGGCUAUAAGUCAGCCAGGUCAACCACAAAAUGAGGGGCAGUCUUCUGUGACAACACUUCUCUCUCAGCAAAUGCCAGAGAGUUCUCCUCUGGCACCCUCUAUAAACACCAACCAAAACAUUGAAAAGAUUGAUUUGCUUGUUUCAUUGCAAAAUCAAGGGAACAAUUUGACUGGCUCGUUUUAACUGGAGAUAAAUUCCUUGAAGAAAAUCCUGAUUCCAAGAUGUCCUGAGAUCUUGUGGUUCCAUGAGGAUUAUUAAACUGUUACUUUAAAAGCAUAAGAAAAUAUGAAAAACUGUGAUUGAGUAAAAAGGGAUAGAUUUUACUCUGACUGCAAAAGAGCACACCUAUGCUGCCUGUUGCAGUGAUUAGCCACCGUUGUUAAUGUCUUCAUAUUUUAUAUUCCUAAUAACAGUGAUAACUGAGUCUGUUUGAGUUUCCAGCUGACAGAGUUAAUUGUUGCUAUUUUCCUAGGCAUUAUUUCUUUUAAAGUACAGUUUAAAUUUAAAAGCUGGACCACUCAGUUAUUAUUGCUAUUAGAAAAAUAACUCACUGUCAUGUUUACUUCUGUUCCUCAUUUUUUUUUCCCUGCAUUGUUUUAUUCAAGUAAUGGCUUUUGAGAAAGUAAAGUUUAAAUAGUAACAAAAGCUGUGGUUUUUCAGUACAAAAAGCACAGCUAUUGGCCAAAGUGAAGGAAUCUUUUCUCAGUUUUUAUGGAGAAAGUGAAAGGCUAAUAUUCUGAUAAAUAAGCCGUAUUAAGAGCUCUACACAGAUAAGAGGCCUCUUUAUUUAACACAAAAGCAAACAACAUACAAACUGGGAACAGCUGGAAUGUUAUUGAUUUUAUUUUUCAGAGGUUUUUAAUUUUCUGUGUUUCUAUUAAAGGGUUUAGCCAUAACCGCAUAGAAAAAUAAUUAUCUUGCUCUAUAGGAAAUAAAGGGGAGAAUAUAUGGUAAACUGUAUUCUGAUGUCCUCCCACAAUAGUUUAAACUUACAGAAACAAUUUUUAGUCUGUUUUCUUCUUAAUCAAGACUUGGGCUGAUAAUCCGUCUUAUAUUCAUCUGUAUUAUUCUUCCUCCUUUUUCCCCAUUUAAUUUUAGUCUAUUAGUAAUGACCCUGUAACAACACAAUGGAAAAGGCCACUUAGAUCUGGGAUGACCCAGCAAUUCCUGCAGCACAUUUGAGUGGUCCCUUUUCAGGAAUGAGAGGAGCUGAUUCCUGAAAAGCAAGAAACAAUGCAUUUUUUCCCCCAUGAACGGUGCUGUUCUGAAUUCAGUUUUUUCCUUCUAUUAGGAAGCUAUUAAACUUUAAUUAAAAGAAGACAAACUAAAAUUUCUUGAAAUAUCACUUCUCCCUGAGCUGCAGUGAGUGUAAUUCACUUGUCACCUCAGUGCUUUACCAUUUGAAGUGGUCACUUAUCUGAUGGUUCCCACAAGCCUUAGGCUUUACAGGGCCAUAUCAUUGACUUAAAAUGAAGAAUUAACUCAUAUUGCAACUAUAAAGAGCAAAAUAACACUCCAGAAUCUGCAGUUGUAGCGUUAGUUAUACAGUUUUGGGUGUUCUCACCACCCAUGGGAUGCCUGCUUCUCACUACAACCUGUUAUCUGGACAUGUGCUUUUAUCUUACUUUUCUUUUGGCAUGUAGUAAGCUGUCAAUACAGUUUAAGGCCAAAUUGUGUGUGGCUUCUAUAUGUAGAUAAGAUGUUUUGGUAUUUUUGUCCAUUUCAUUUAUUUUUUAAUUGUACAAAAAAAAAUAGCCUGUUAAUUGUUUGUUGAAGGCUACUUUUCUAUUUUUUUCCUAUCCUAAUUUAGUUGAACUUUGUGGUAUUGUGGUGUUGGUUUAUACAACCAGAUUUUUUCCCCAUUUUUGUGAUGGUCUUCCUUGAGUGUGCUCUUCUUCUAAUUUGUUUUUCUCUUUGUUAUCAUAUAUUCUUCCCUCUACCCUCAACCCUUUCUUUCUUUCUCUCUCUGAUUGAGAGGUAUUGAAUUACGUUUUCAGUAGUACAGGCUUCUUGCCGAUAUGAAGGGAACUUUUCAGAAAGAGACCUACUCUGGGUCAUUUAAUUUUGAAUACAGUUUUCAAUCGUUCAAGUUUUGGAUGGUUUAUAUCUAAUGUGUGUUUCAUUUUUUUGGAAAGCUAUAUUUUGUAUUUAGGA